This is a messenger RNA of Syngnathus typhle (broad-nosed pipefish), 4009 nucleotides long. RefSeq names its product transcription factor EC (gene tfec). Gene Ontology annotation, cellular component: nucleus. Gene Ontology annotation, biological process: regulation of transcription by RNA polymerase II. Gene Ontology annotation, molecular function: protein dimerization activity; RNA polymerase II cis-regulatory region sequence-specific DNA binding; DNA-binding transcription factor activity, RNA polymerase II-specific. The coding region runs from base 2413 to 3597 and encodes 394 amino acids. The transcript is spliced from 8 exons. NCBI's taxonomy places the organism in Eukaryota, Metazoa, Chordata, Actinopteri, Syngnathiformes, Syngnathidae. The record is from RefSeq and is a predicted model, not a curated record.
GGCGAGACUGAGGGGGGGGACGUAAAGAAAUGCCGCUCACUCGUGCUCCCACCUUCGGAAGUAACUACAACAGCGUAAAGGUAAAGCGUUACCAUCCGCUUAGCUUGACUAGCUAGCUCGAGAAAUGAAGCUCUUUUGUCAAACAUAAGGCUCGGGGGCCCCAUCUGGCCCCGCUGGAUCAUUUUAUGGGGCCUGACAAAAUUUGCCAUGAUUAGUACUCCCAGACAUCUGUUUUAAUUUUUUUUUUUUGAAACAAAACAACUGAUUCAAAUCAGAACUCAACAAUAACAAAGAUGUCGCUCGUGUUAGCCCAUAAUGGGUUCACGUUGGCCGGUCUUUCAUAAGCUGCUGGAUUUUUCUGAAGUGAAAGGAGAACUUAAGCAAGACUGAAACUUUGUUGCACAAGAACAUAAGCCCUACAAUAACUUUGUUUUGAUUUCCGAGUCUAAUCUUAUCCUGAGUUACGAAGGCCACGACGGAGUUUUUGCAUUUUUUGCCCAGCUUAGUUUGCGUCAUUCCGUUUGGGCUCCCUUGUUUGGGUGACAAAAGUCUUUCGGACAAAAAAAAAACUAAAGUCUCUACAACUUGCAAAGGAAUUGACUGACGCCAGCUUUCGUUGUUGUUGCUCAAUUCGAUAUUGGAGCCACUUAAAGUUGGCAUGUCAGGAAAAGUGUGCGAAUGCCUGCAAAACAAAAAAUCAGUCAGUGAAUUCAAACACUGCCACAAUUGUUGCAGCAGGUGCCAAAGAGAAACACUCAAGUGUCUCAAACCCCCCAAAAAUCCCAAACUUGGGCCCAGAUUGACUGAAUUCUUCUCCCAUUGCUAUCCCAGCGAGUGUGUGUGUGUUUGUGUGUGUGUGUAGGACCGCUGAUAAUCCUCUGGCAUGUCCUCUUCACACUUACACAGACGCACCAUUGUGGAGUUCAGCUUCGGUGACUGAAGCACCGUAACCUCUCCAAUCUAAUCAGAUUCCUUUAAGUGGAUAACAAGCGCGUCUCCGUCAUUUACAGUAGCGAGAAUGGCAAAGUGAAACCAGAACAGUCAGCUCACACACACGCACGUAUAAGUGUGUGUGCUGCGUGGACAAGCUCCGACUUGCCCGUUGGAAAAAAAGAAGAUAGACUAACAACCGGCAUCUUGUUGAGAAAGAUAAGAGUUCUCAGUGACCACUGACAAGACGAGCAUUGUGGCGAGGAUGCUCAAAAUUGAUUUGCACCGUAUGGUCAGACUUCAUAUUUGUCGACAAAUGAUUUACAUUUGAAAAAAAAGCAGACUUUCCUCCGAGCACCUCAAUCUGAAACUUGUCUGUGUAGUAAUUUAAGGAACUCGGUGUCCCAGUGAGGAACUAAUACUACCUUGUGUCGCUUUAAAAAUGAAGAGAACCUAAAGGUUUCGUAUUACACCGGGAAUUCUGCAAUUAGGUUUAUUCGUGAUAAUAUCGAUAAGACGGUACGGGAGGAACUGAGACAAAAACUCCAGAAAUAACCGAAAUGUAGCAUUGAAGCUAACUGAACACAAAUGGCGUCACGCAGCCUCGGAACAAAAAGCCCCGUUAUUAUUCCUAAGAGCGGAUAUCCUGAAGAUUGCGUCAUCAAUGCAACGGUUAGCAAACAUUCUUCUGAGAAAGAAAAAAAAAAAACAUAUCGGUGUUCGACCAGUCAAAAAGGUCAAGCGGCAAUUCUUGUCAUCGAUUAACUGAGUUCCGUCAUGGAAAAUGAUCCUCAUUGAGACAAAGUUCAGGCGAGUUCAGAUCAUUUUCUUUUACCUACGAUAGACAUUUGUAUUUCAAACUCUUGCUUACAAUACACACAUUAUUCGAUGAUCUCUAAAUAGUUCGCGGGCCAUAAAGUCACGACAGAGAGUCGCAUUGUCAAUAGAAUAAUUCAUCGAAAUAUUACUUCUGAAAAUAGUCCACAUAGGACCUCCAAAUUGUUUUAUUGUCGGCGUAACCGAUCGUUCUGAGCUCUCCGCAUUGACGGCGACAAACGACUAAAAAUGGCAUUAGUGGAGUUAUUUAAAACCCCGAUGGGAGAACAAGGGUCAUUUGUGCUGCCGCAAACCCCUGGAGGAGGCAAAAGAGGACCUCGGGAGGUGAGAGCCGAUUGGCCGCUCAGGCAAAAAGGGGGCGGUCCUAGCGAAUGGCAGACGUCCCGCAGUGAUGAAACCCCGGGUGAUCUGACAGCUGGGCCAUUUGAAGUGAUUGUCAUGCUAUGCAACAUGAAGGCUUAUCCCAAGCUUUGGUCCUAAUUAGUUCACUUAGGGGCCCCUUUAUAAAGACAAGACGAGGGACACCGAGUCAUUAAGGAGCCAGAAGAUCAACAGGAGAGCAACGGGCAGAAGAAGCAGACUCGCAUCCUUAAACUUGUCUUUGCUGCUCCGAGCAAACAAACUCAAUCGGAAGACUUUUUGAGAAUGCCACACUUAUCUGACUGCGGCUACUACACCAUGCGGGAUGCGACAAGAGCUUCAAACGUACAGAGCCAACUGGACAACACCAAGUUCCACCUCCAUCAGAGCCAGAGCCAGCAGGUCAAGCAGUACCUGACGCUGGGUUCAAAGUUGGCCUCGUCGGCGGCGGCGCAGGGCCACGCCGUGCCCCACCCCCACGCCCCCGGCCAGCCGCUACCCACCGUGCCCAUCAUGAGGAACGGACACAUGGGAUCCGUCAACGACGGCAGCAACCCCGACAGCCCCGUCACCCUAAUGACCAUGGCCAACCACGACGGCGAGUUCCCAAUGGAUGAAGUGAUUGAUGAUCUGAUCAGUCUUGAAUCGGGCUUCAAGGAUGGAGGCUUGGAUUGCAUGGAGUCGAACAUCCUGAUGCAAAACAAUGUGUCCCUCAGUAGCAGCAUGCUGGACGUGUAUGGGGGUGAACAAGAACACGACACACGGGUCAUGGCCAAGGAAAGACAGAAAAAAGACAACCACAAUUUAAUCGAAAGACGGCGAAGAUACAACAUCAACUACAGGAUUAAAGAACUGGGGACGCUCAUACCAAAGUCAAACGACCCCGACAUGCGCUGGAACAAAGGCACCAUCCUGAAGGCUUCGGUGGAGUACAUUAGGUGGCUGCAGAAGGAGCAGCAGCACGCUCGCGAGAUAGAAAGUCGCCAGAAGAAGCUGGAGCAGGCCAACAGGAGGCUUAUCCUCAGGAUUCAGGAACUUGAGAUCCAGGCACGGGCGCACGGCCUCCCGAACAUGGCGAGCUCGUUGGGUACGACGGAACUGAAUUCGCACCUCCUCAAGCAACAGCAGUCGUCCCCCCAGCCCCAGCAGCCGCCUGUCUACCAGGAAGACCCCAACGGAGAUUAUCUACAGCGGAUAACCGUGGUGGCCGGAGUGCCGUCCAUCUCGGUGCCGCAGGACCACGUGGCGGGCGCCGACGGUUGCAGCACCUUUUCCGACCCGCUGUCCCACUUUACCGAAAUCUUCAGCGCCACUCUCAAAGGCGAGCAGCGGCUGGAUGAGAUCCUGAUGGACGAGGCGCUGUCCCCGUUCGGCGCCGACCCGCUGCUGUCGUCCGGCUCGCCCCGGGCCGCCUCGAAGGACAGCAGCCGCCGCAGCAGCUUCAGCUCAGGGGAGGGCGAUGAGCUAUAAUGCUAAAGCUAGCCGGCUUCACAAGGCUUCACGGGACGUUUGCUCACCAACUUUUCUGUAUAUAUUGUACAGCUCAUGGACCUCCCGGCCUUUCCAGCAGAAACAGACCCGUAUGAAAAAAGGGAGAACCGGAAUUUUUGUUUUUUUGACGACACUGCAGUAGCUGUACACUGACUUUGACUCCAAAGAACUGCUGAGAUCCUGUCAACACUGAUUAUUUUGUUUUUCCUCAACGUGCCUUAUUUAGUCGUCUUCACUGUCAUGACUAACGCUGUGCCUUUUCAGGUUUUUAUAUUUAUAUAUGCUUAACUCGUGUAAUCCUAAAAUAUAUUUACAGUGUAUAUGCUAACAUGCUACUUUUUUAUUCACAGUAGGGGUGGGGAAAGUAUAAUAAACCCCUUUUUUUGAUACA